This is a messenger RNA of Saccharomyces paradoxus, 2241 nucleotides long. It is a transcript of the gene NTO1, whose product is annotated as Nto1p. The coding region runs from base 1 to 2241 and encodes 746 amino acids. The transcript has a single exon. The record is from RefSeq and is a predicted model, not a curated record. Gene Ontology annotation, biological process: regulation of transcription by RNA polymerase II. Lineage: Eukaryota; Fungi; Ascomycota; Saccharomycetes; Saccharomycetales; Saccharomycetaceae.
AUGAAUAGGGGGGCAGUAGAUGAUGGGCCCAAACUGCGUGAAGAAAAGCACUUCCAAGAUUUUUAUCCUGAUCUUAAUGCCGAUACUUUACUGCCGUUCAUCGUUCCCUUAGAGGAAACAAAAGAUAACGACACUACUAAUGAUAUUUCGAAUUUGAAUAACAGAGAAGAAGGUAAUGUCAAAAGCAUACAAACAAAAGAAUUGAUUUUCAAGGGGAGAGUUACCACUGAACCACUAAUAUUGAAGAAAAAUGAAGUGGAAUUUCAAAAAUGUAAAAUAACUACGAAUGAGCUAAAGGAUAGAAAAAUAUCUUACUCUGUUAAAUCCAAUGAGAGUUUUAUAUCGAGGUACUACCAUAUAAACAAACCAAGAAGUAGAAAAGGUUAUAAAUUACAACAAAUAGAAUUUAGUGAGUUGAAGACACCUUACUUCACCAGAUUUUCUAGCAGAGAAGCCCAAAAUAUGACCACUUCGACGAAUACAAAGAGUGCGCUCCAAAAAUUUGCCAGUAUUUCACCCGAUCUUGUUAAUUUCAAGCCGCAAUAUGACAUGGAUGAACAGGAUGAAUUAUAUUUGCACUAUCUAAACAAGAGGUACUUCAAAGAUCAAAUGUCUCACGAAGUCUUUGAAAUUUUAAUGGCCACAUUAGAAACCGAAUGGUUUCAUAUUGAAAAGCAUAUACCUUCAACUAAUAAUCUGAUUGCCAGGCAUAAUAUUCUGAGGGACUGUAAAAAUUAUGAGCUAUAUGGUUCAGAUGAUGGGACAGGCUUGUCGAUGGACCAGGCAUGUUCAGUUUGCUUAGGGACAGAUAGUGAUAAUUUGAAUACAAUUGUCUUUUGCGACGGAUGUGAUAUUGCGGUGCAUCAAGAAUGUUAUGGUAUAAUUUUCAUCCCAGAAGGAAAAUGGUUAUGUAGACGAUGUAUGAUUUCAAAAAAUAACUUUUUCACCUGUCUAAUGUGCCCAAGUCACACUGGCGCAUUCAAACAAACGGAUACUGGUUCUUGGGUGCAUAAUAUUUGUGCUUUAUGGCUUCCAGAGCUAUAUUUUUCAAACUUACAUUAUAUGGAACCUAUAGAAGGUGUUCAAAAUGUCAGUGCAUCACGAUGGAAACUUAACUGUUACAUCUGUAAAAAAAAGAUGGGUGCUUGCAUUCAGUGCUUCCAAAGAAACUGUUUUACAGCCUAUCAUGUCACGUGUGCCCGUCGAGCUGGUCUCUACAUGAGCAAAGGGAAAUGUACUAUUCAAGAAUUAGCCACUAAUCAAUUUCCACAAAAGAACUCAAUCGAAAGUUUUUGCCACAAGCAUGCGCCUAGAGGAUGGCAAACGAGUAUGGAAGGUAUUAAUAAGGCUAGAAAAUACUUUUCUCUACUCUCCACAUUACCAGCCGAAACUCCUCAGAAUAAUGGAACAAAUGAUAAGACAGAUCUAAAAUUUAAGAAGACGAUUUGGAAAACGUCUAAUCAGACACCGGUGGCACCAUAUAUUUUUACUGAAGUAUUGCAAAAGGUUGUUGAUUUUUUUGGUUUGGCUAACUCACCAGCAAGCGCAUUUGAUAUUUGCAAAUAUUGGUCAAUGAAAAGAGAGCUCACAGGGGGUACCCCAUUGAUUGCAUGUUUUGAAAAUAAUUCAUUAGGGUCCUUAACUGAGGAACAAAUACAAACAAGAAUGGCUUUCGCCGAUGAUCAGCUCAAAGACUUGUACAGACUCAAGGAGCUGACGACCUUGGUAAAGAAAAGAACACUGGCUUCAAAUAACUUGUUCAGAUCCCGAAAGAAGGUUUUUGAUAUAGUUAGGUCUCCGCAAAAAUAUUUUUUGAAAAUCAAUGUACUGGAUGUCUUUAUAAAAUCUGAACAAUUCAAGGCCCUCGAAAGAUUGGUCACCGAACCUAAAUUGUUGGCUAUUUUGGAAAAGUGUAAAAAUAGUAACUUUGAUACUGUCCAGAAUUUUAAGGAGGAAAUUAUGCAUUUUUUUGGGGUUUUGGAAAACCUUCCGAGUGCAUCAAGAAUAAUUCAAGCUGUCUCGUUAAAGGCAAAGGAGCAAGUGACAAACUUAAUUGAGCCUAUAGAACAUGUGGAUAUUAAGAGGUUGCUAUCCAGAGAUUUCAUAAUAGCUGAUGAUAACAAAAUAGAAGAAAGGGCAUGGAGUGGCCCGGUAAUUAUGAAGGAAGAAGAUUUAAGUGACGCAGAAGAACUGAGUGCAGGGGAGCACCGUGCGCUGAAGCGAAUCCUUAAUAACGGGUAG